UUCGGCAUAACCAGAGUCUAUUUAUCUGACAUUAGAGAUCAGAAUACAACAGAUCAACCCAAAGGCAAAACUGGGACUCAGCGGUUUAAGAGAAGAAUGCAUACACUUUUAUACAUAGCAGUAUUUCUUUGCCCUAUCAUUUACACAAAUGGAGUGUGUAUUCAAUUUAAUUGUUCUCCUAUAAUUAAUAUCACUAAUACACCUUAUUUGAAUUGUGAAUUGAAUUGGACAGAAAUCAGCAAGUGUAUAAAUAUAUCAACCCUGAUCAUACGUCACAGCAACAUAAAAGAUAUCGGCAAACAGUUACAUCUCUUUAAAAAUCUUGAGCAUCUGGAAAUGUCCCACAAUAAACUUAAUUUGCUUCCAGACUAUUUUCUUAAUGAUGCCACUGCCCUGGUUAAUCUGAGCCUUAAUGAAAAUAGGCUUACAUCUUUACCCAGGAAUUUUCUAAACAAUUCUAAAAAAAUAACAUUUGUGAACCUUGAGGGAAACUUAUUGUCAUCCAUUCCUGAAACGAUUUUUCAUCAGAAUCUUUCCAACUUGAUUGUUGAUUGCACAUGUAAAGUUGCACAGUCUAUUUCACAUGCAUGUAACAAUAAUCCAAUCUGCAACCAUACUUUUAUUCAGUGUAAGUUGGGUUCAACGCUGUACGACUUGAAGGAAUUUCUACAGGAAUGCGGAUCAGCAAAACUUAUGGUCAUAUACAUUGCUGUACCAAUAGCAUUGCUGCUUCUGAUACUGGGCACAGUUGCUUACGUCAUGUAUACGAAGAUAAUGACAUCUACUAAUAUGGAAGACAAAGGGAGUCCAGACAAGUCACCUACUCACAUGCAACCUCGCUACACCCCCAGAAAUAAUGACAGCAUUCAACAAACUACAACUGAAUUUAGUUGUGAGAGGAGAGAAUAUGAGAACGUAAUGGUUGCUGGUCCAACAAAAAAUAACCAAAUAAAGCCAUACGAAUGGCAUGGACCUGGACCACAAGGUGGCAAACGGAAUAUGGUGGUAGAAGAGGGUAUUUAUUUGGAAAGUGAUGUCGCUGAUGGUGACCAACCAAUUUACAGCAACACUCAACCAACAUAUUAUAGCUACACAGAGCCUGGCACAAUGAACAAUGCACAUACAGAAGAAGAUGUGUACAUCCUGCCAGACCAGUAACAAAGGAAACUUCAUGUUAUGAUGUUCUGUUGGUGGUAUUCUUUGCAGAAUAUUGCCUGUUAGUCAGUAUUUGCCUUUUUUUUUUUUUACCUAGAUAUAUACACAACAACUUUACACUCUGUUUUCUAGCUCCAUACGUCCGGUUUGUUAUGAAGCAAUCUUUUUAAUUAUGCUUUGUGUUAUAGACAUGCAGGAAAUCUAUCUAGUGUCUUAUGAACCAACAGGAAACAUUUUACAAAUUGGCAGAAUUUUGGAGUGGUAUUAAGAAGAAAUGUUAUAAUUUAAUGUAAAUGAUCUAAAUAAGAAAUAUUGGAAAUAUUGAAAAGUUUCAGUACCUGGAUGUGCUAAUGACUUUGGUUUAUUAAUUAAUUGUGCUUUUCGUCUUGUGAUUUAAAUUUCUUAUAUAUAAAAAAUGUACAUCAUGACCUCACUGGACAAUUUCUGCAAUAAUAGAAAUAUGAAGUUAUGUAAAUCAACUACCCAGUGAAAUCUCUUGUUGGCUUAUAUGUAUAUGGUAUAAUUUGCAUAAGCUACAUCAUACCGUAAUUUCCAAUUUACAGUCAAAGGCAAUCCUGCAGUUGUACUUUACCUUUAUCAUCAUCAAGCUCUGCUAUGCUGUGUUUGUCAGGGCUGGAUUUACAUCACAAGCAACUGUAGGCAGAGAAAUCUCAAGUGCCCCCAAUUCCCACUUGCAAACUAAAAAAAAAA
Messenger RNA from Pelobates fuscus (common spadefoot toad), 1866 nucleotides. RefSeq lists its product as uncharacterized. The transcript has 3 exons. Bases 97 to 1158 code for a protein of 353 amino acids. NCBI's taxonomy places the organism in Eukaryota, Metazoa, Chordata, Amphibia, Anura, Pelobatidae. The record is from RefSeq and is a predicted model, not a curated record.